This is a messenger RNA of Orcinus orca (killer whale), 4372 nucleotides long. RefSeq names its product nodal modulator 1. Bases 108 to 3515 code for a protein of 1135 amino acids. The transcript has 29 exons. NCBI's taxonomy places the organism in Eukaryota, Metazoa, Chordata, Mammalia, Artiodactyla, Delphinidae. The record is from RefSeq and is a predicted model, not a curated record. Gene Ontology annotation, cellular component: endoplasmic reticulum membrane. Gene Ontology annotation, molecular function: carbohydrate binding.
GGGGACUGGGCUGUCAGCCGCCAGCGGAGGAGGAAGCCGCGGUCCGCGUGCGGUUUGAGGGGCGGGACCUGGAGGCCUGCGGAGGGUCUGGCAGCAGAGGCAGGGCCAUGCGGGAGCGCCGGCGCGUGGGGCCGCCGGGGUCGGUGGUGGUGGUCGCCACCGUGAUGCUGCUGCUGAGCGGCGUGGGGCCGGCGCGCGGCUCCGAGGACAUCGUGGUGGGCUGCGGGGGCUUCGUCAAGUCGGACGUGGAGAUCAACUACUCGCUCAUCGAGAUAAAGUUGUACACCAAGCAUGGGACUUUGAAAUACCAGACAGACUGUGCCCCUAACAAUGGUUACUUUAUGAUCCCCUUGUAUGAUAAGGGAGAUUUCAUUCUGAAGAUUGAGCCUCCUCUAGGGUGGAGUUUUGAGCCAACCACCGUGGAGCUCUACGUGGAUGGUGUGAGCGACAUCUGCACGAAGGGCGGGGACGUCAACUUCGUGUUCACGGGCUUCUCCGUGAAUGGAAAGGUUCUCAGCAAAGGGCAGCCCCUGGGGCCCGCAGGAGUUCAGGUGUCUCUGAGAAACACAGGCACAGAAGCAAAGAUCCAGUCCACAGUCACACAGCCUGGCGGAAAGUUUGCGUUUUUUAAAGUUCUUCCUGGAGAUUAUGAAAUCCUUGCAACUCAUCCAACCUGGCCAUUGAAAGAGGCGAGCACCACUGUACGAGUAACGACCUCCAACGCCAAUGCCGCGGGCCCCCUCAUAGUGGCUGGCUACAACGUGUCUGGCUCUGUCCGCAGUGACGGGGAACCCAUGAAAGGGGUGAAGUUUCUUCUCUUCUCUUCUUUAGUAACCAAAGAGGAUGUCCUGGGCUGCAACAUCUCCCCAGUGCCUGGAUUCCAACCCCAAGACGAGAGUCUGGUGUAUUUGUGCCACACGGUCUCCAAAGAAGACGGCUCCUUCUCCUUCUCUUCGUUGCCGAGUGGAGGCUAUACUGUGAUUCCAUUCUAUAGAGGGGAGAGGAUUACCUUUGACGUUGCUCCUUCUAGACUUGACUUUACAGUGGAACAUGACAGCCUGAAAAUUGAGCCUGUGUUCCACGUCAUGGGAUUCUCUGUCACUGGGAGGGUCUUGAACGGACCUGAAGGAGAGGGUGUCCCAGACGCGGUGGUCACCCUGAACAACCAGAUCAAAGUCAAAACAAAAGCCGAUGGCUCAUUCCGUCUGGAGAACAUAACAACCGGGACGUACACCAUCCACGCCCAGAAGGAGCACCUCUACUUUGAAACCGUCUCAAUCAAAAUCGCACCCAACACGCCUCAGCUGGCUGACAUCAUCGCCACAGGGUUCAGUGUCUGUGGCCAGAUAUCAAUCAUUCGCUUCCCCGACACUAUCAAGCAGAUGAGUAAAUACAAAGUUGUCCUGUCCUCUCAAGACAAGGACAAGUCUUUGGUCACCGUGGAGAUGGAUGCUCAGGGAUCAUUCUGUUUUAAAGCAAAACCAGGGACCUACAAAGUCCAGGUGAUGGUUCCUGAGGCGGAGACCAGAGCGGGGCUGAUGUUGAAGCCUCAGAUGCUGCUUCUGGCUGUGACUGACAGGCCUGUGAUGGACGUGGCCUUCGUGCAGUUUUUGGCAUCGGUUUCGGGGAAAGUCUCUUGUUUGGACACCUGCGGUGACCUGCUGGUGACCCUGCAGUCCCUGAGCCGCCAGGGCGAGAAGCGGAGCCUCCAGCUCUCCGGCAAGGUCAACUCGAUGACUUUCACGUUUGACAACGUGCUGCCCGGAAAAUACAAAAUCAGCAUCCUGCAUGAAGAUUGGUGCUGGAAGAACAAGAGUCUAGAGGUGGAGGUUCUGGAGGACGAUGUGUCAGCGAUUGAGUUCAGGCAGACGGGCUAUAUGCUGAGAUGCUCCCUGUCUCACGCCAUUACUCUGGAAUUUUAUCAGGAUGGAAAUGGACCUGAGAACGUGGGGAUUUAUAACCUCUCCAAAGGCGUCAACCGAUUCUGCCUGUCCAAGCCCGGCGUGUACAAGGUGACCCCUCGCUCCUGCCACCGGUUCGAGCAAGCGUUCUACACCUAUGACACGUCUUCACCCAGUAUCUUGACGUUGACAGCCAUUCGCCACCACGUCCUUGGAACUAUCACCACUGACAAAAUGAUGGAUGUUACCGUGACUAUCAAAUCUUCCAUCGACAGCGAACCUGCCCUGGUCCUCGGCCCUCUGAGGUCCAUGCAGGAGCUGCGGAGGGAGCAGCAGCUGGCCGAGAUCGAGAGCCGCAGGCAGGAGAGGGAGAAGACCGGUGGAGAGGAGGGGGUUGAGGGAAGGACCAAGCCCCCUGUGCAGGAGAUGGUGGACGAGUUACAGGGCCCCUUCUCCUACGACUUCUCCUACUGGGCACGGUCUGGGGAGAAAAUCACUGUCACACCCUCGUCUAAAGAGCUGCUCUUUUAUCCUCCUUCCAUGGAAGCCACCGUCAGUGGAGAAAGCUGCCCAGGGAAGUUGAUUGAGAUACAAGGGAAAGCAGGCUUAUUUCUGGAAGGCCAGAUCCACCCAGAGUUGGAAGGAGUGGAGAUUGUCAUCAGUGAAAAGGGGGCGAGUUCACCCCUGAUCACAGUCUUUACUGACGACAAAGGUGCCUAUAGUGUUGGGCCACUGCACAGUGACCUGGAGUAUACCGUGUCUUCGCAGAAGGAGGGCUACGUUUUGACUGCGGUGGAAGGAACCAUAGGAGACUUUAAGGCUUAUGCCUUGGCAGGCGUGAGCUUUGAGAUAAAAGCUGAAGACGACCAGCCCCUCCCUGGGGUCCUCUUAUCCCUCAGCGGUGGUGUGUUUCGUUCCAACCUCUUGACUCAGGACAACGGCAUUCUGACCUUCUCAAACCUGAGCCCCGGCCAGUAUUACUUCAAGCCCAUGAUGAAGGAAUUCCGGUUUGAGCCAUCCUCGCAGAUGAUCGAGGUGCAGGAGGGGCAGAACUUGAAGAUCACCAUCACCGGCUACCGCACGGCCUACAGUUGCUAUGGUACAGUUUCUUCCUUAAAUGGAGAACCAGAACAGGGUGUUGCCGUGGAAGCAGUGGGCCAGAACGACUGCAGUAUUUAUGGAGAAGACACCGUGACGGACGAAGAAGGGAAGUUCAGGUUACGUGGAUUGCUGCCGGGAUGUGUAUACCACGUUCAGCUCAAGGCAGAAGGCAACGACCACAUUGAACGGGCCCUGCCUCACCACCGGGUCAUUGCGGUUGGGAAUAACGACAUUGAUGAUGUGAACAUCAUAGUUUUCCGGCAGAUAAAUCAGUUUGACUUGAGUGGAAAUGUGAUCACUUCAUCCGAGUAUCUUCCUACAUUAUGGGUAAAGCUUUACAAAAGUGACAACCUGGACAACCCGAUCCAGACGGUCUCCCUGGGCCAAUCCCUCUUCUUCCACUUCCCGCCCCUGCUCAGAGACGGCCAGAGCAAGCUAUCGUGGCUGGCGCGGUGGCAGCAAACUUUGCAGAGAACUUGGUCCCUUUCCGGGGGACUUAGCCUGAGGGUGUGAGUAGCGAGCCUGUGUGUGUGUGGUCCCUCCCCCGGCUUCUUACCAUUUGCCACGGGGAUGAUACUCUAUGGCCUUUUUCAGCAUGAAAUGGCUGUGAAAUAACGAAGCAGGUUGUGAUGGAGUUUGGGGCCUCCUCCCCACUUCUCCAGGUGCCCUUUGUAAUCAAGCCACUUUCGGCAGCACAACACCAUGGACACAGACUCCCCUGGGCUCACAGCCUGCUCGGUACCCUACAGCUGAGAGACCCUGGGCACGUCAUGCUUCACUUCUUCAGGCCUCGCUCUCCCCAUCUGUGAAAUGGGGGCAAUAAUCCUGAUCUUGUCAGUGGUUGAGAGCAGAACAGGCAUUUGCCUAAUGUGCUCAUGGCACCGGGCCCCUGGUCGGGGCUCAGCAUACCAGGACCAUGACCGUCACUGGAACCACUGCAGAGACGCUGCGUCUUAGAACCCGCCAGCUAAUGAGCCACUUAAGUAUCGUCCCUUGAAAGUCAACCUCGUUUUAGAUUAAAAACAGUCUUCCUCAGUUUAAUCAUGUGCCCCCCUCAUCAGAACUGACUCAUCAGAACUGUGUUUCAUAAAGUCAGAUUCUCCAAGGACCACCGUAGGUGCAGUGGUUGGAUACGCUUGUAAAAACAAGCUCUGAGCGCCUCUUCAGAGACGUCAGGGACGCACGGCUGUCAGUGCUGGAAUAGCCUGCUGAGGCCGCCCCUUGGGAGUUAGCAACCUAGGCUUGGAAGUGUAAACUUGGGGAUUUCUUUAGAAAUAUAAAGUCCUUUACAUCACAGUCAUACGUUAGGAGUUAGUUUUCUUUUGCUUUGCCCCAGCUGUCCUUUAUGAAAACAACAACUUCUUCCCUGU